AUAUCUUGUAAGACUAUGACGUACCAAAGUAAACUGCAAAGUAUGGAAUGACAACGACAGACAACUGAAGGAAUUCGAUUCUAUUAUUAGGAUAUUAUGGGAACUAUUAACUUCCAAAUGUGAAGCCCUUUAUCGGCAUUAUGCCCCUAGAUGAGGACGCCUGUCAGGCGACAUACAAGAUUCUUAUCAUUGGUGACGCGUCGGUCGGUAAGACUGCUUUGUUGAGGACACUUAUAUCUGAACCAUUUCAGGAGAAAACCCGGCCGACUGUUGCUUUGGAUUUUGUGAGAAAAUCAUUCGAGGUCGACGGUGCCUUUAUACAGCUUCAUUUAUGGGAUACUGCCGGCCAGGAGAGAUUUCACUCCAUUACGAAGUGGCAUUACCGUGGAACAAAGGGUAUAGUGGUUGUGUACGACAUUACAGAUCGGGAAACAUUUCAUCACCUGUCCUAUUGGAUAGAUAACGUCAACAAGGAUGUUUCUCAUAGUAACAACAAGUAUGAAGCUGUCCCACUAGUUAUAGUGGGCAACAAGGUAGAUCUAUGUGGUGAAAGAAGAGUGAGGGCAAAAGAAGGACAAAAGCUUGCAGACAAACACAUGGCAUUUGGAUUUUUUGAGACCAGCGCUAAAACGGGUGAAAAUGUGAUUGACGCUUUCCGCAGGAUUGCAUAUCACGUGACUGAUAUUUGCGACCCAACACUUAUGAAGAGCUAUCAUCCAAAUAUGUUAAGACCACCGGAUAUAAUUCGCAAGACCGGAAGUACGAUGCAGCAGAUACUUCCGUCAGACAUGAUAGAUGAUAAAAAAGCCAAGGGAAUGAAAUCAACAAAGAAAAAGAAGAAAAAAUCUAAAAAUAGAUCUAAUGACAUUGAAAUGAGUACGCUACGAAGGGAAGGUCACUUACAAAGUUCAAUAAUAUUCUAUUCUGUGGUCGUACAUGAACACAACAGCUACAAGACAGGUGAGCGGUACAUGCCCAAUUGACCUCUUUUAACAGUUAAAAAAAAAUCGUCUGUAUUUGGAAAUGAACACCAUUGACAUUUUUUGUUUUGUUACUGGUUGUAGAGUGCGAUGUGUUUUUUAUUAAUGAGAAUCUGUUCACCGGAUCCAGCAAAACAACGCAGUGAUUCAUUAUUUACGAUAUAUUUGCAAUAAUAUUGGUUAUUCAGUUAUUAAACAGUAUUAGUAAAAUGCUGGAAACAAAAGAUAUUUGAUUUUGGUUUGCAUUUUAACCAAAUCAAAUUCUUUAUUAAUUUAUCAUAUACAUGAAUUUGCAUCUGCUUUUUGUUGCAUUAUUUGACCAUGUUAAUCAUUAAUGGCUAUGAUCAUACCAUGUGACCAUUUAAAAUGAUUGAUAUAUGAACAGGCUUGGCUCUUGCGUCCCUCUGUCCUCUUUUUCAUUUUAAAUGAACCGAAUGUGAUAUUUCAGUAUUACUAAGUCAAUUGUGAACUUUACGUAUAAUACAUAUAUAUAUAACUGUACAUGAAUAUCAAAGAUGAUAUAAACCAAGGUCUAUGUAUAUGCAAAUCACUCAACUUUUCAAUUAAGUACUUUAAUUUAAAUCAUGUUUUCGAUUGUGAUUCGAACGAUGUAUCCUUAUAGAUAUUAGUUUGUCAAAUAAGAAGGCAUAGAUCAUUUAUAAAUGUGAAUGAUAUUAGACAUGUGUACACUUAUUUAUUGAUUUUGUUAUGUCACAAUAGGAAUGACGUCAUAUUUUGUAUGUACGUGAUGUUUAUUGUCACACUGCUGAUUGAUAUUAAAUCUUGUAUAUUGAA
This is a messenger RNA of Ylistrum balloti, 1775 nucleotides long. Its product is annotated as ras-related protein Rab-13-like. The record is from RefSeq and is a predicted model, not a curated record. The transcript has 9 exons. Lineage: Eukaryota; Metazoa; Mollusca; Bivalvia; Pectinida; Pectinidae. Gene Ontology annotation, molecular function: GTPase activity; GTP binding. The coding region runs from base 141 to 983 and encodes 280 amino acids.